UCAGUUUUAGUGCGUUUAAUUAAAAACUCAUCUGCUUGUUCUAAAAAAAUAAUAAUUUUCAGUUGUGUUUCGGAAUCUGUACCGCAAUGAGGUCUGCAUUCGUGGUGCUUCUUUUAACUGUAAUUGGGGUUUCCCAAGCAGCAAUUUCCGAUGAAAUCGAAGCAAAAAAGUUUGCCGAACAAGUGAGUGGAAAGUUGUACAAUUUCUAUGAUACAAUAGCUGAAAAGGCAUUCAAUGCUGACGAAGAUGAUUUUGAAUCACUUUUUUCGAGUGUUGAAAAUAUUCGAGCAACUUCCAAGGCUCUUGUAGAAGUUGUCAAGGAUUCAAGACAAUUCGAUUAUAGAAGAUUCAAGAGUCCUGAUUUGCGUGAGGUCUUCAGAACUAUUUCCAAAUCAGCAGGUUUACUCAUUUUGGAGGAGGACUACUUCUCGACUGUUGCAAGUACUUUGAACUCCCUCAAGGAGCUGGCCAGCGAUAAGGAUAUUGAGCCAUACCAAAAAACUGAGGAGUACUUGUCAUAUUUCCCUGAUGUUCAAGAUAUUAUUUCUCAAAGUAACGAUCCAGCUGAGUUGCUGUACUAUUGGGAGAAUUGGAGAGAAAAGAACAGUCAAUGGUCAGCAAUUCAUUUUUACACCCUUAUCGAGUCUUUGAGAACUGCAGCCAAUUUAACAGGUGUUCCUGUUCUUGAACUUUGGUCGGAGUUCUAUGAUAUUGAAGAAAUGGAAGACGUUAUGUUACAAAUUCGACCACUUUACCAACAAUUACAUGCAUUCAUUCGUAAUCAGCUUUUCGAAAAGUAUGGACAAUUUGUUGUUAAGGAAAAUGGACCAAUUCCGGAUCAUUUGUUCCAGCAAGUUCUUGCUCAAGCAUGGACAAAUGGCAGUGUAAUUGAUGAUAUGUAUCCUCACAAGAAUCUACCUCCGUAUGACAAAAUCUUAGCCGAGCAUGAUUUUAACGCUAAUAUGAUGUUUGGAAUUGCCAGUGAUUUUUACAAGUCACUUGGUUUUGAUCCAAUUCCCAGUAAAUACUGGGAUGAUCGAUUUAAAUUGAACUCAAAUGCCGAUACUGGUGAUUGCCGAGCUGACAUAUAUGAUCUUACUUCAAAUGUUCAUAUGAAAUUCUGUCACAAAGUUGAUUUUAGAAAGUUUUUGCAAGCACAUGGAUACAUGGGAAGGAUUUAUUACGCAAUGGAAAAGAAAAAUCUUCCAUUCUAUCAUUUUAGUUCAUAUGACUUGGAGUAUCCUUUGGGUGAAGCUGCAAUUCUAUCUGCCUCAACACCAAAACAUUUAAAUUCAAUUGGAUUAGUUACAAAUUUCAAGUUUACCGAAGAAGUUCAAAUGAAUCGACUUUUGAGAAUGGGAAUUCACACAAUGAUGAACAUUCCAACGUUUUUCGUCCACACCAAGGUUAUGUAUGAUCUUCUUGCUGAAAAUGUGGAUAUUGAAAAUCUUAAUAAGCACUAUUGGAAGUUGAUGGAGGAAUUUGCUGGAGUGGAGCCACCAACAGAUCGGCCAGAUAAUUUCUUCGAUUUUCCAUUUAAAUUUUACAUUGAUCUUGAUGAAAAUACUCAAGCAAGAAAAUUCGUAUCAGAAGUAAUGGGUUAUAAAUUCUACAGAAAACUAUGUGAAAUUAGUGGCGAUUACCCUGCAGCACAGUUGCAUAAUUGUGAUUUCUUCAAUAGCAAAGCAGCUGGCGAUGCACUUAAGCGUAUGAUGAAAUUAGGUUCAUCCAAACCGUUCCAUGAAGUUUUGGAAAAACUUUUACCAGGCGAUGCAAAAUUGAAUGGCGAUGGCUUAUUGGAAUACUACAAGCCAAUAUCAUCUUGGCUUGAGGAUAAAAAUAAGGAAUCAAAAGUAAAAAUUGGAUGGAAUCCAUCAAAAAGAAUUGAUAACGAACCAGUUUUCAUGGGAAAAGGUAAAGAUGGAUCAGUUUUCGAUGUUCCUGACAAGUUUUUAACCGAUCGGUAUAAACCAAUUGGAAGUGAGAUUCAGUCAAAAUUUGGCGGCCCAAGCGGUAAAAGAAUCCCAGUUAAGGACAUUUCGGUACCGGAUCUAAGAAUCGUUACAUCGUUGGGUCGCGAUGAACAAUUCUCCUUAUUUAUUCCCCGUCAUCGUCGUAUUGCUGGACGUUUAAUCGAUAUUUUGGUAUCAGCACGUAACAUUGACGAACUGCAAAGUCUUGCUGUUUACAUAAGAGAUCGUGUAUGCCCAGUACUCUUUAAUUAUGGUCUUUCGGUUGCUCUAUUGCAUCGCCCAGAUACCAAGAAUCUUGACCUUCCAUCGUUUGUUCAAUCGUUUCCAGAUAAGUUUGUUGACUCGAAAGUUUUUAAUAAACUACGCGAGGAGGCUGUUAUUGUACCCGAUGGAUCACGUAUGGCAAUAUCUAUUCCCAUAGACUAUACUGCUUCGGAUCUUGACGAAGAGCAUCGGUUGUGGUAUUUCCGUGAGGAUCUGGGAAUAAAUCUUCAUCAUUGGCACUGGCAUUUGGUGUAUCCUUUUGAAGCAUCUAAUCGUGCAAUCGUGGCAAAGGAUCGUCGUGGUGAACUGUUCUAUUAUAUGCAUCAACAGAUCAUAGCUCGUUAUAACCUGGAACGUUUCAGCAACAAUAUGGCUAGAGUAAAGCGUUUCAACAAUUUUCGCGAACCAAUUGCUGAAGGAUAUUUUCCAAAAAUGGAUUCCUCGGUUGCUAGUCGUGCUUGGCCUCCUCGUUUUGCCAAUACAACAAUUAAGGAUUUGGAUCGUGAACUUGAUCAGAUAAAACUAGAUGUAUCUGAUAUUGAACGGUGGAGGGAUCGAUUCUAUGAAGCAAUUCAUCAAGGAUUCGCUGUUGAUGAAUCUGGUAAUCGUGUCCCACUGGAUGAAACUCGUGGUAUUGACAUCCUUGGCAAUAUGAUGGAGUCGUCGAUUCUUUCUCCAAAUCGCCAAUUCUAUGGAGAUCUUCAUAAUAUGGGCCAUACUUUCAUCUCCUACUCUCAUGAUCCCGAUCAUCGUUACUUAGAGUCAUUUGGUGUUAUGGGUGAUUCUGCUACAGCCAUGAGGGAUCCUGUAUUUUACAAGUGGCAUGCUCACAUUGAUGACAUAUUCCAAGAGUACAAAGAAAGUUUGACGCCAUACACUUUACCGCAGUUGAAUUACAGAGGUAUCACUGUAACUGGUAUUCAAGUUGCUCACAAAGGUGGAAGACCAAAUGUCCUGAACACAUAUUGGCAGCAAUCUGAUAUGGACUUAUCCCGUGGUAUGGACUUUCUUCAAAGUCGUUCCAAUGUUCUUGCCAGAUUCACGCACUUGCAACACGAUAAUUUCGAGUACACUAUCAAUGUUAAUAACGAGUCUGGAGCUCAACGUUUUGGAUAUGUACGUAUUUUCUUGGGUCCUAAGACUGAUGAACGUGGUCAGGCAAUGUUUUUUAGAGAUCAGCGACUUUUGAUGGUCGAACUUGAUAAGUUUGUUGUAUCUCUUCGUCCUGGUCAAACCACUCUUCGUCGAGUCUCCACCGAUUCGAGCAUAACGAUUCCGUUUGAAAGGUCUUUCCGUAACUUGGAUGAAAAUCGUCCAGCCGCGUUGUCAGCUAAUGAACUCGAAUUCAAUUUCUGUGGUUGUGGUUGGCCACAGCACAUGUUGCUUCCAAAAGGCCGACCAGAGGGCUUAAAGUGCGAGUUAUUCGUAAUGAUUUCUAACUACGACGAUGACAGGGUUGAUCAAGAUUUGGUUGGCAGUUGCAGUGAUGCUUCAUCUUAUUGCGGAGUCCGUGAUCGUCUGUAUCCCGAUCGUCGCGCCAUGGGCUUCCCAUUCGAUCGCUUGAGUCGCACUGGUUCUGAUAGAUUGUCCAAUUUUGUUACUUCAAACAUGCGAGUUAUUGAUGUUACUGUAACCUCGGCAAUUUACAACUCUGAAAAAGAUGCUGAAAUAUUCUUACGAGACUCCAGUAUCAGGCUUUAUCGACUUUAUGAUGAAAUCUCCAACAUCACCUACAACAUCGAUGACAAGCUCUUCUUCGCUGCCUUAGACGAUCAAGGAAUGUCCCAAAAAAUUGCAACUUUAAUGUUGGAAAUUUCCAAAGAGGCUAAAAAAUACAAAACUUAUCAAUUUCAAAAUCCGAAUGUAAUCAAGGGUAUUCAAAAACUUCGAUCGGCUGAUUUGUUUGUUUUGGAGGAGGACUUUUUCACUAGUUUGUCAACUUCUUUGGUUGCAUUGCAGAAAAUUGCUACCGACAAGGACAUUUGCAACUACACUCACAGGAGAAAGUGCAAUAUGGCAUAUUUGCCAGAUAUAAGAAAGGUUUUCACCAACAGCUUGGAUCCAAAUGAGUUGCUGUAUUAUUGGAAGGAAUUGCGUCAAAAGCAAGGAAGUAUGGAAAAUGUUCACCUCAAUACUCUUGUCGAACUAUUUAGAAAAGCUGCAUACUUAAAUGGUGUAUCUGUAAGACGUUUUUGGUUCAGAAGUUCUGAUGACUUAGACUUUUUUGCUGAAAUGGAGUCAGCAAUGCAAGAACUCAAGCCAUUUUAUUUGAAUUUCCACGCAUAUAUUCGACGAGAAUUAUCCUUGAAGUAUGGAUCAAAUGUUAUUAAGGAAGAAGGACCUAUUCCAGAUCAUCUUAUGGAACAAGUUCUGCUUCAAGCCUGGAAGAAACAAGGUGUCCUCAGUGAUUCAUUUCCAAGACAAAGAUUACCAAAUUUGAAGGAAGGACUUGAGUCUCAAGGAUUCGAUAUUGAAAAAAUCCUCGAACAUGCUGAAAAUUUUUAUAAAUCACUUGGUUUUGAUGCAAUCCCAGAUUCAAUCAAAAAGGAACGUUUCAAGGAAAUUCCUCAAAUGUACGCUGGAAAAGACUGUAAGGCUGAUAUUUUUGACAAGACUCCAAGGGUAUACAUGAAAUAUUGCCAGACUUCAACAUUUAAGCGUUUCCUUCAAACCCAUGGCAAUCUUGGUCGAAUUUACUAUGCCAUGGAAAAGAAAGAUCUUCCAUAUUACUUCUUCCCAUCAUUUGACUUGGAAUAUCCAUUGGGUGAAGCUGUUAUUCUUUCAGCUUCAACGCCAACUCAUAUGAAUCGAGCUGAGAUUUUAAAUAAUUUCAACUACACAAAUGAACUUUCAAUGAAUCGUUUAUUUAGAAUGGGUGUUCAUACGAUAUUUAAUAUUGCUCAAUAUUUUGUAAAUACUAAAGUUGUUCUUGAUGUCUUGGAGGGACAAGUUCCUAUUCAGCUUAUUAAUCAACAUUACUGGAAGCUUAUGGAUGAAUAUGCUGGUAUUGAGCCCCCAGUUGACAGAAAUGUGAAGUCCAUUGACUUUUCUUAUAAGUUCUUUGAUGAUCUUGCUCAGAACCAUCAAACAAGAAAAUUCGUCUCAGAGAUCUUGGGAUACAAAAUGUACGAAUCGUUUUGUUUGAAAAGUGGCGGAUAUGUUCCAAAUGACCCAAACAAACCACUUCAUGCAUGUGACUUUUAUGGCAGCAAGGAUGUAACAAACGCAUUAUACACAUCCGAAAGAGAUGCCAGCCGGUUUUUGCAAGAAUCCAGUAUUAGACUUUAUCGCUUAUACAAUGACAUCUCAAACGAAACCUUUGCAAUUGAUGAUAAGCUUUUCUUUGCUGCUUUAGAAGAUAAUGGAAUAGCACGCCGGAUUUCCACUGUUAUAUUAGAAAUUUCAAAAGAAGCUAAGAAAUACAAUACCGCAGGGUUUAGGAACCCAAAUGUUGUUAAAGGUAUUCGAAAAUUAAGAUCAGCGGAUUUGUUUGUUCUUGAAGAAGAUUUCUUCAGUACUUUGUCCAAAUCAUUGAUGGGUCUGCAGGGAGCUGCUACGCAAAAAGAUGUCUGUAGUUACAAGGAACCAAAUAAAUGUGACAUGGCACUUCUUCCCGAUAUUCGAAAAGUAUUUUCUCACAGUUUAGAUCCCAAGGAAUUGCAACAUUAUUGGCAAGAAUGGCGUAAGAAGCAGCUUGAGUUUGGAAAUUUGCACUUUAUGAAUGUUGUAGAGCUUUUUAGAAGAGCCGCCGAACUAAAUGGGCUAACUGUGCGGGAGUUUUGGUUCCGAAGUUUUGAUGAUUUAGAAUUUUUCAAUGAUAUGGAAACUGUUAUGAAAGAUCUCAAACCUUUCUAUCAGGAAUUUCAUGCAUACAUACGACGUGAAUUGUCUAUUAAGUAUGGAUCAGCAGUUGUUAAUCAAGAGGGUCCAAUACCAGAUCAUCUAAUUGAACAAGUUCAACUUCAAGCCUGGAAAAAGGAAAGUGUUCUAAGUCAAUCUUAUCCUGAUGAGAGACUUCCAAAUUUACAAGAAGGUCUCGAAUCUCAAGGAUUUGAUAUUGAGAAAAUAUUCAUAAAUGCCGAAGACUUUUAUUUAUCACUUGGUUUUGAACCUAUUCCUGAAACAUUGAAAGAAACCCGUUUCAAGAUUAUCUCGCAAGGAGUUGGAAAAAUUGGAAUUGAUUGCAAACCAGAUAUCUUCGAUAAGACCUCUUGGAUAUACAUGAAAUACUGCAGGACUUCAACAUUCAAGCGAUUCCUUCAAACCCAUGGAUAUCUAGGACGCAUACAUUAUGCUUUGGAGAAGAAAAACCUUCCGUUUUAUUUCUUCCCGUCAUUUAAUUUGGAAUAUCCUUUGGGAGAAGCCGUGAUUCUGUCAGCUUCAACACCAAAUCACAUGAAUAGAGCUGAAAUUUUGAAUAAUUUCAAUUACACUAAUGAACUGGCUAUGAAUCGUUUAUUCAGAAUGGGUGUUCAUACAAUGUUUAAUAUUGCUGAACAUUUUGUUAAUACUAAACUGAUGAUUGAUGUUUUGGAAGGACGAGUGCCAUUAGAGAGAUCAAAUCAGCAUUAUUGGAAACUGAUGGAUGAGUAUGCCGGAAUUGAAGCACCAGUUGAUAGAACAUUGAAGUACAUAGAUUUUUCGUACAAGUUCUUUGAUGAUGUUGCACAAAACCAUCAAACAAGAAAAUUCGCCUCCGAAGUACUUGGCUAUCAAAUGUACGAAUCCUUUUGUUUAACGAGCAGAGCUUACGUUCCAGAUGAUCCAAAUAAACCUUUACAUGCAUGUGACUUUUAUGGAAGCAAGGAUGUUGGAACAGCCAUGAAAAAAAUGAUGAAAAUGGGAUCAGCAACUUCAUGGCGUUCAGCAAUGAGCAGGGCAGUUCAAGGAUUUCCAGCAAUGUCUGCAAAUUCAUUAUUAGAAUAUUACAAACCAUUACAUAUCUGGCUUAAGGAAAAGAAUAGUAAGUCAGGAACGAAAAUUGGAUGGACUCCAUCAACAAAAGUUGUGCUGUAAAAACAUUGAAAGCCCCAACACAUGAAUAUUAAAACUGAAAUUUGUAUGAAACUAAAGUGAAUAAAAAAUGUAACCUAAUUUUUCGCAAA
Episyrphus balteatus (marmalade hoverfly) is the source of this 7342-nucleotide messenger RNA. RefSeq lists its product as uncharacterized. Gene Ontology annotation, biological process: proteolysis. The transcript is spliced from 23 exons. The coding region runs from base 87 to 7253 and encodes 2388 amino acids. NCBI's taxonomy places the organism in Eukaryota, Metazoa, Arthropoda, Insecta, Diptera, Syrphidae. Gene Ontology annotation, cellular component: plasma membrane. The record is from RefSeq and is a predicted model, not a curated record. Gene Ontology annotation, molecular function: metallopeptidase activity; peptidyl-dipeptidase activity; oxidoreductase activity.